Messenger RNA from Oryzias melastigma (Indian medaka), 4408 nucleotides. It is a transcript of the gene ankrd27, whose product is annotated as ankyrin repeat domain 27 (VPS9 domain). Gene Ontology annotation, molecular function: SNARE binding; guanyl-nucleotide exchange factor activity. The record is from RefSeq and is a predicted model, not a curated record. NCBI's taxonomy places the organism in Eukaryota, Metazoa, Chordata, Actinopteri, Beloniformes, Adrianichthyidae. Gene Ontology annotation, cellular component: transport vesicle; neuron projection; tubular endosome. Gene Ontology annotation, biological process: neuron projection morphogenesis; early endosome to late endosome transport.
GGUGUGUGUCAGGAGUUUGUUGAUGGUUGGAGCUAGGUGGAGCUGCGUUCGUUUUAGCUUCAUAGUUUUGGUUUGUAGGAAGAAUACUGUCGCUCAGCCGGGUCGGACUGGGCAAAGGUCCCUGCUGGAGCGUGUUCAGACGGCCUGGUUAACGAGUUUCCUCCCGGUGCUUCAACAGCUGUUAGCAGCCGGAUGAGCGCCGCUCCUGACGGCCCCCUUCGGACACUGUCAUGCCCAGACCCGGAUGACCGCUGGGGCUGACUUCUGGCAGGCUCCAAGGCUGCCGCUCCCUAUGGCUGCUUAUGAUGAGGACAUCCUGAAGAACCCUUUCUACGUGGCGUUGGAGAAGCAGAGACCGGACCUGUGCAGGCGAGCGGCAGAGCACCAGGGCGUGAUCCUGGUUCCCUGCUGUGAGAGUCUGAGCGCCAGCAGUGACUUCGACUCGCACUUCGACAGCUACGUUCUGCAGCCUCUGGAGGACAGAUACAAGACCGCCGAUGGAAAGGAGGUCAGGAUCCAGGACAGGCAGGUUCUGCUGGGAUCCGGCUUCCCGGCUCCGUCUGUGGUCCGAAUCCUGUUUGAGGAGACCUUCUACAAUGACCAGGAGCAGAGCUACAGCAUCCUGUGCAUCUCCAGGCCCGUGGAGGUGGAGCCCAGCCCGGCCGAGGUCACCCCACCUCAGCCUUACUGCCUGAGGAGCCCGGAGGACGUCAGGGACUUCCUGGGUCGGCACGCCCAGAAACUGGACAAGUUCAUCCACAGUUUCUGCCAGACCUUCAAGGAGCAGGAAAGGAAGGGAAUCCGACACCACAUAGACUCGGUGAACGGCCUUUACGCUAAAUGUCUUCAGUGUUUGUUGAGAGACUCUCGCCUGAAACUUCUGGCAAAACAGGAGCUUCAGAUGACUCUCCUCAAACAGGCAGUGGAGAUCUAUGUUCAUCAUGGCAUCCAUGAUCUAAUCUUUAAUUUGGUGGGAACACUUGAAGCUGCUCAGGACGCUGCUUUCAACAAAACCAGCAGGAGUCUGCAGGAGCUGCAGCAGAAGGAGCUGGGAGUCAAACCGGAGUUCAGCAUGAACUUGUCCCGCGCAAAGAGAGAGCUGAGUCAGCUCAACCAGCAGACGGCGCCCCUCCUCAAGCUGCUCUGCCUGCGCAGGGUUGUCCUGACGGCCACACAGACCCCCACACGCACAGUCAGCAUCGAGGCGGUGAGCGCCGACGACCUGCUCUCCGUCGUCCUGUACCUGCUGGUGAAGACGGAAAUCCCAAACUGGAUGGCCAAUCUGAGCUACAUCAGAAACUUCUGCUUCAGCAACUCCAGCAAAGACGAGCUCAGCUACUGUCUGAGCACCUUCGAGGCUGCUGUGGAGUACAUCAACCUGGGGAAGCUGCAGGACUCUGCUUCGGGUGAACUUAGAGACAAGGCGCUGUUCAAGGAGAGGAUGAGUCUGCUGGCUCAGAACGCAGCCACGCCCAUCCACCUGCUGUUUGAGCACAUAGCCAAUGGAAACGAAACAGAGGUGGAGCGUCUGCUGAGUGAGGGCGAGGCUGAUGAAGAUUUCCGGAUGUGUCACCCCCUCUGCUCCUGUGACGUCUGUGACGCCCAGCUGUCAGGGCGGCUCAACAACCUGGCCAUUGUCACGCCGUUCUCCAGAGACGACCGAGGAUACACCCCCCUGCACGCCGCCGCCAUCUGUGGUCAGGCCAAGCUGAUUGACCGACUAGUGCACAAAGGAGCCCAGGUGAACGCCACAGACUACCACGCCCUGACGCCACUCCACCUGGCAUGCCAGCGAGGGUAUCAGGGAGUCUCUCUGCUGCUGCUGCACUACAAGGCGAACGCUGACGCUCAGGACAACAGUGGCAACACGGCACUGCACCUCGCCUGCAUGUACGGACACGAAGACUGUGUGAAGGCUUUGGUUUACUACGACGUACAGACGUGCCACCUGGACCUGCAGAACGAUAAAGGCGACACGGCGCUGCACUUGGCCGCACGCUGGGGUUAUGAGGGCAUCAUCCUGGUUCUCCUGGAAAACGGGGCGAGCACGCACAUCCUCAACAAGAACAAGGAGUCCCCGCUGCAGUGCGCCCUCAACUCCAAGGUUCUCAUGUUGUUGCAGUCCACUCAAAACGGCCAUCAGCGCAGUGGUGUGGAUUCUCCCAGUUACUCCCCCCUGGCCUCGGACUGCAGCAGCCGGCGCUCCUCCAUCUCCAGCACGUCCUCUCUGGGGUCAGAGGUCAAACCAGAGGCGGAGCGCGUCAGUCACAGAGAGAUGGAGAAGCUGCUGCUGGCCGUCGCCGACGGGGACGUGGAGAUGGUGCGCUAUCUGCUGGAGUGGGCUGACGAGGAAGAGGAGGAGGAUGGACUGCUGCGGGGUGAAGGGUCACUCUGCCACCCGCUGUGUCAGUGCCCGACCUGCGCUCCUUCUCAGAGGCUGUCCGUGCAGCAAGCAGGAGCUCUGGGCAUCAGCAGCUGCAACGCUGAUGGCUUCACGCCGCUGCAUGUUGCUGCCCUGCAUGGCCACUCCGCCUUAGCCGCCAUGCUCAUUCGCCGUGGCGCCAACAUCAACGCCCGCACCAACCAGAGUAAAACACCGCUUCACCUCGCCAGCCAGAACGGCCACCUUCAGGUAGUCCGGCUUCUGCUGGAGUGUAAUGCUAAGCUGAACAAGAAGGAUUGCCAUGGAAACACGCCUCUCAUGCAAGCCUGCCUCUCUGGACACCUGGAAACAGUCAGCAUGCUGCUGCAGAGCAAUGCCAUGGUGAACACAACCAACCUGCAAGGAAACACUGCUCUCCAUGAGGCGGUGCAGGGGGGGCACCUGGCGCUGGUGGAGCUGCUGCUGAGGGGGGGCGCCUCCCCAGGCCUCAGGAACAGAAGGCAGAGGACCCCACUGGACUGUGCCUACGAGCUUGGCGGAAAGAACACAGAGAUCCUGAGAGCACUGCAGAGAGCCUCCGGACUCCCCACUGAUGCCGAACCCCUCAAACUUCUGUCUGUUCCUAGAGGAACCCUGGCCCACUCGUUUGUGCAGCGAUUGAGGCUGCAAGAUAACAACGGCAGGAAGCAGAAGCUGGCCCCCCCAACAAGCAGGAUGCAGCAGAUGAGGAAAGGUUGGAGUGGACCCCCUCCCAGGAGCUCGCUGCCCUUUUCCCAGGAGGAUCCUGGCAGAAGGAGGCUGAGGCGGGGGGAGACGAUGGAGAUCAGCAGCCCCUCACGUCGAGGAGAUCGCCCUCUGACCCGCUGUCACACUCUGGAUUCUGCAGUGCGCUCACUGGAGCCACCUGAGGCCCCUCCCACUCCAAACUCCACAGAGAGCAUGUCCGAAUGCAGCGACCUCACAGACGACUCCCACCCCCCCAGCAUCAGUGAAGGCUCUCUGCUAGCAGAGGCUCAGAGCUCUGAUGGCCCCAAUCCUCUGAUGGGCUAGACCCCCCCUCCCUCUCUCCCUCCCUCCUACCAUCCUGGAGCUGCCCCCCCCACCACAGACUCGCCAUCCAAGGAGCACAUACAUGGAGUCAUAAAGCCCCACCCCUGACUUACACACACUCCUCAACUCUUCACCUGAGUUUGUCAGGUGAUUGAAGUUGUCAGGGCCGUCAGUCAUUGGCUCCGCCCUCACAGCUGCUGUGUGGACGUCCUCAUGUUUCAGACUCGCACGAAUGAAGCAGAAGAUUAGUUUACAGAGAAAAAGGGAUGAUAACAAACUUGAAAUUCUUCUACAGCUGGAUAUCAGCUUUGACUCACAGACCAAACCUGAUCUUAACAGUGGACUUGUAGCACCAAGGCUGGCCUGUGGAGGGCGGUGUUGUGCUACCUUCAGAGUGCAUCCUGCACAGACGUCCUCUGAGCUGUUUCUGUUUCACUGCGUUGUCCACAACUGAACCUGUCUCCUCUGCUCCGACUGUUUUAGUACUCCAGUCCAGAACUUCUGAAAUCCUGAAAUGUUUUACACAUUUUGAUCAUAGCACCAACAUAAUUGUGAUGGCCAACAGUCUUUGAAUGCAGCAUUGGGGAGGGACCAGCACCCAAAUAACUGAGCAAGAGUGAAACGAAACAGAUAUGGUACCGGUGAGAAGUGAAUCAUCUCAUUCAUAGGUGUGUUUACAGACAGGAGAAAGGAUGCUCUGAGUUCAGCAGCGCCCUCUAGGGUUUGUCACAGAAACAGGAGGUGAAUAACAGUUUUAAUCUGCAGGUUUAACGUACAAAAAUGUAAAUGUGCCUUAUUUAACUCACUUAGACACAAUAAACUUGUUUAUUGACAACAAUUUCAUGGUUCAGUUUUGCAUCAUUCUUCUGAUAGAAUUAAUUAUGGUGUAAUUUAACACUUAAAACACUACGAAGCACUUCAUGGAGUCAGUUUAUUUCACUUCAAGGUAAUAAAUAAAAGAAGGUUGUACUCAGA